This is a messenger RNA of Lasiodiplodia theobromae, 891 nucleotides long. RefSeq lists its product as uncharacterized. The record is from RefSeq and is a predicted model, not a curated record. The transcript has 2 exons. Gene Ontology annotation, cellular component: mitochondrion. The coding region runs from base 1 to 891 and encodes 296 amino acids. Lineage: Eukaryota; Fungi; Ascomycota; Dothideomycetes; Botryosphaeriales; Botryosphaeriaceae.
AUGUCGCUGCUCUUUGCUCCCCGCGCCGUUUCCCGCGCUCUGCGCUCUCCGAACUAUGUCUGCGGCGCGUGUCGGCGCGGGUUGACCACCUCGACGCGUCUUCAGUCGGGUCACAGCAAAUGGGCGACGAUCAAGCACGACAAGGCCAAGAAUGAUGCCGCUAAGAACAGACAGCGCUCGGUCUUCUCCCACGAAAUCAUCUUGGCGACAAAGCUGGGCGGUCCUGAACCAAGCUUGAACCCCCGGCUCGCCCUCGCAAUCGAACGAGCGAAAAAAGCAUCAUUCCCCAAGCAAGGCAUUGAGAGCGCAAUCAAGCGCGGCCAGGGUAUCUCCUCGACCGGCGCUGCUCUCGAGGUUGUUACUGUUGAAGCCAUCUUUCCGCCGUCUGUUGCCAUGGUCAUCGAGAUUGAAACCGAAAGCAAGCUCCGCUCUCUUGCAGACACGCGCAUGUGGAUCAAGAAAAAUGGCGGCAACGCCACACCUGUAGCAUACAUGUUCGAGAGGAAGGGCAUGGUCGUGUUCGAGGGCAAGGAAGGCUGGGGUCCCGACGAGGUGCUCGAACCGGCAUUGGAAGCUGGCGCGCUGGACGUCGAGGAUGCCGAAGAGGGCGCAAUCAUUGUCUACACUGACCCGGCUGAUACCAAGAAGGCUGCCGAGAGCAUAGCAUCUGCAACCGGAUUGGACAUUGCCUCAAUGGACAUUGUGUGGGUACCCAACGACGACACAAAGGUGCCGCUGGAGGGCAACGAGAACGUCGAGAAGAUCUCCAGAUUUCUGGACCAGCUGAAGGAAGUGUCGGGAGUGCAAGCAGUGUACUGGAACGCGACUCAGGGCAGUGUGGAAGACAGCGCGUGGGAGGAAUUGCUCAACAAGAUCGACGACUUUGAAUAG